This is a messenger RNA of Condylura cristata (star-nosed mole), 1872 nucleotides long. It is a transcript of the gene GABARAPL1, whose product is annotated as GABA(A) receptor-associated protein like 1. Lineage: Eukaryota; Metazoa; Chordata; Mammalia; Eulipotyphla; Talpidae. The record is from RefSeq and is a predicted model, not a curated record. Gene Ontology annotation, molecular function: ubiquitin protein ligase binding; GABA receptor binding. Gene Ontology annotation, cellular component: autophagosome; cytosol; autophagosome membrane. Gene Ontology annotation, biological process: autophagosome assembly; macroautophagy; cellular response to nitrogen starvation. The coding region runs from base 260 to 613 and encodes 117 amino acids. The transcript is spliced from 4 exons.
CGCGGAGUUGUUUUUGUGUUCCCAGCUUUCAGGAAAAGCCGCUGGGAUCGCUUCACCUGGCCUUCCCCUACUUCUGCACCCGGCGUCCGGAGAUCCCCUGUCAAAGCUCGUUCCCGCGGCGUCGCGAGCGGCCCUGCCGUUCAGGGGGCGACCCCGAGACCCGUGGAGAUCGGCCGGAGGGAAGCGAGACGGGAGACGCUCAGGCAGCAGCGAGCAAGGCCGGCCCCGCGCGGGGAUCUCGGAAACUCUGCGGUCCAUCAUGAAGUUCCAGUACAAGGAGGACCAUCCCUUUGAGUAUCGGAAAAAGGAAGGAGAGAAGAUCCGAAAGAAGUAUCCGGAUAGGGUGCCGGUGAUCGUGGAAAAGGCCCCCAAAGCCAGGGUGCCUGACCUGGACAAGAGGAAGUACCUGGUGCCCUCUGACCUCACUGUUGGCCAGUUCUACUUCUUAAUCCGGAAGAGGAUCCACCUGAGGCCUGAGGACGCUUUAUUCUUCUUUGUCAACAACACUAUCCCUCCCACCAGCGCUACGAUGGGCCAGCUGUAUGAGGACAACCAUGAGGAAGACUAUUUUCUGUACGUGGCCUACAGUGAUGAGAGUGUCUAUGGGAAGUGAGUGGCAGAAACUCAGCAGAGGGAGCACCUGGACUCGGGGGUAGAGGGAGGGCUGUGUGUGGAACUUGGGGGAAGUGAGGGGGGGCUCCCACCAUGGAGGAGAAGCAGGGGACGACAUCUGGAAACACUUUACCACACACACCGUCACCAUAUUUCCACAUGCUAAUUGAUAUUUUUUGCUGCUUCCUCGGGCCAGGGGGAAAGCAUGUUAGGACAGAACAGUUGGAUUGGCUUUGCUGGAAGAAGGGGAUGAUGUAACUUCACAGCAUUGCUGCAAAUUAACUUCUGUGUCAUUUUCUAGAUGAGCCAGGAGGUGGGCGAGUUGGGGCCAGAGAUGAUUGUAGACCACCAGUCACUUCCUGCUCUCCCAUCUCUUCGGGCAGAGAUUCUAUUUUUGACAUUUGCACAAGUCAGAUAAGAAAAGGGGACGGGAAUGUUUUAGGGAGAGUGCUACUGGGCCAUUCUCGGGGACCAAAAGAGACUCACUGGAUUUAAAGCAUUUUGACGCCUUCUCCAUACCUCCUCCCCACCCCUGUUGUAACCUCACACCCACCCCUGCACUGUGCCAGGGGAAGCCACCGACAUCAGACACCACCUGAGAAGGGGCUCAAUGAACUGGAACACCAUGGCCAGGAGUGAGGGUUGUCACGAGGAAGGCGUGUAGAUAGCGUCCAACUGGAAUUCACUCAGUACUGAGCAUCUCUGUCUAACCUGCUGCUUCUCUCGUGUCCCUCAUCCCACCCUGACCUCUGGCUUUAAUGAGCCUUGGCCAUUUCCAAUUACACGCUAACCCCAUUCCUCCGACCUUUCCCUAACUGGCUCCUUGGGUAGGCACGGGACGUCUUACGGAAGGGGCAGGUGUGAGGUGACGCAGGGCAUCCUUGCUUUUUCCUGCCUCAGAAUUCCCUCUUCUGCCCUUCUGUCUCACGCAUGGAGAUGCUCACUGGUGGCCAGCUGCCUCCCUCCUUGGGUUUCCAUGUACUGCCGCUGCUAGUAGAAAAUUUUCACUGGGUGACUUUUAGUCAUUCACGGGGAUUCUGUGGAUUUGGAUUUAUUUUCACUCUUAAGGGUGGGUAGACGUGGGUGGGGCGGGAGCAGGAAUUACACUCGAUGUGACAUUUCAAUUCAUCUCUGCUCAUGAGGAGGGUCCUUCUUGUGGGGAAAAUCGGUGGGUCUGUUCUGUCAGCUGCAGGCUCUUGUAUAAUAAAGUUGUUGCUGUCAGGCCAAGGAAAUAAAGUAAUUGCAUACUUUCAAAACUCA